Cladocopium goreaui is the source of this 438-nucleotide messenger RNA. The record is from the annotation of a GenBank genome assembly. NCBI's taxonomy places the organism in Eukaryota, Dinophyceae, Suessiales, Symbiodiniaceae.
GGAAAACUCAGAGCAUAUAUCACAUUGACGGGCUGCAAAAAUGGCAGGUGAGGCACCAAAGUCGAAGAAGACGGUCAAGAAGAGCAAGCAGCCCGUGCGCUUGUAUGCCAAGGGUGUCAUCUUGGGCUACAAGCGCAGCAAGUCCAACUGCUACGCCAACUGCACCCUGCUGAAGAUCGACGGUGUUCGCACCAAGGCGGACACGCAGUUCUACGUUGGAAAGCGGGUCGCAUAUGUCUACAAGGCCAAGAAGGAGAUCCAGAACAGCAAGUUCAGAGUGAUGUGGGGCAAGGUGCGACGGUCCCACGGCAAUUCUGGUGUGGUGCGGGCGAAGUUCUCCAAGAACAUUCCUCCCAAGGCUUUCGGCGCUGCCUGCCGAGUGAUGCUGUAUCCAAGCAGCAUCUGAGAAUGCCCUGCGAUGAUAGUUGCUCUGUGUGC